Molecule: messenger RNA, 1894 nt
Organism: Linum trigynum
Lineage: Eukaryota; Viridiplantae; Streptophyta; Magnoliopsida; Malpighiales; Linaceae
Source: the annotation of a GenBank genome assembly
GUAUUUGAAAUGGUAGGGUUUGGGUAAGUUUUUUUUUUUUUUUUGUUUUUUAAAUUUUUGAGAUCAGUAAUUCAGUACACAAUUGUUUUAUGUCUUGAAAGAAGCAACCCUUUUCCCGUUGUUAGAUCUGCGAAAUGAAGAAAUAUAAGCGGCCAAAACCAAACAGCAAAAGCACAGCAGUCCUCUACUCCUCUCUCUCUCUCUCUCUCUCUCUCUCUCGCCCUUUCUCCAUCGCGGGCUCUGCUGCUCCUCCUCCUCCUUCAAGACACUCCCAAGCUUCCCGGUCGCCGACUCUUUUACCAUCCUUUCGCCUUCAGUGUUUCCUUGUCUUCCAUAUCAUGAGGAUUCGGAAGAACGCAAGCCAAAUGUCGGGACCAGCAGCAGCAGCAGCGAUGCCGCCUGAAACCACCGCCCACGUCAUCUGCCAGCUAAAUCAGUCGCCGUGGGAUCUGAUUCCCUCCUCCGCCGCCGCCGCUCCUCCCGACAGUUUCCCCUCUCCCUCCUACUUGCUGCUAAACCGCCAGUUCCAAGCUGGGGAAGGUAGCAACAUCACCGGCAAUGGUAGCUUAGACGGCUCCGUCGGCUGUGGCGAGAGCGUGGCGUCGAUGAUGGAGGACGACACGGACGGCGGAGACCAGAAGGCUGAGGAUGGGGAGGAAUCGACGGAAGCGGAUGUUUUCAACUAUCACGAUAAUGUUAAUGGCAAUAAUGGCGCCGCCAGUAGGUGGACGACGAGGAGAGGGGGGAGGGGAGUGAGUGCUAGCCACGGGAAGGCGGCUGCGAACAAUACGACGUCGUCGGGGCGCCGAGGAGGGAGGGCAAAAGCGGCAAAGAAAGGGGCGUCGAUGAGCUCCGACCCCAACGAAUUUUACUAUUAUUCUGGAUUCGGACCGCUGUGGGGAAAACGGAGAGGAGGCCACCGCGCUGGCGCUGGCGGCGGCGAUGAGGCUAACAAUAAUAAUAUUAGUUAUGCUAGCAGCGGGGGUACUGGUCCGGCUGCGGGCCCAAGUCGUGCGAAUUCGUCUUCGCCGCCGUUAGCUGCGUUCGAUUUUAUUGACGAGGACUACGACUUUGACGAGGAGGAGGAGGAGGAGGAGCUGGAUGAGGCAGCGGGCGGCGAUUUCAUCAGCAAGAAGCGGAUGCGGAAACCGGUGAAAGCCAGAUCCCUCAAGUCGCUGAUGUGAAUGUCCGGUGGCUGAAUCGGGGAGAUAGCUAGGGAAGCGCACUGCCGUUAGCUCGGCGGCGGCGGGUAAGGUGUUUCUUUCCUUCUCGUCUCCUUGGUUGAUAUUAUCGGUGGGGGUUUCUUUUUUCGUCUUUCUUUUUAUUUUAAUUUCGAUUAUUAUUAUUAUUAUUAUUAUCGUUUGAGCUUUAUUCUGUUUUUGAAUUUUUAGGGUUUAUUUAUGAGGGAGAGCAGUGUGUUGUCGUGUUGUUGAGAUGGGGCAAGUGGAGGGGUUGUAGGGUGCGAUCCUCGUUGGGAUACCGUAGACUUCCUUUCUGAGUGACAACUUAAAAUCUACCAUUUGGGGAAAAUCUCGCCUUAUCUAGCUAGUUUAGAGCUGAGAUUUUUUACCAGAUGGAUUGUUGUAAUAUAGAGAUUGGAGAUUAGGUGUUGUUUGUAUGUGUAAUUUUAACUGCAGGAAAGACUUUUUAAAUUAAAGCAAUGUGUCAAUGGAGGUCGGCACGGUUGUGGUUAACCACAAUACAACACACAAUUGCUGGAUAACCACAAUACAAAAGAAAUUGCUGAAUAUGCAAACCACAGACCAAAUCACAGUAGUUUGUGGUUAAUCACUACGAUGAUCUUAUGCGGUUCGGUUAUGGUUAACCACAAAAACCAACUUAUCAAAAUCAUAAAUUCAUCAAUAUAAUUAUUUUAUAAAUAAGUAAAAUUUAC